Molecule: messenger RNA, 1009 nt
Organism: Westerdykella ornata
Lineage: Eukaryota; Fungi; Ascomycota; Dothideomycetes; Pleosporales; Sporormiaceae
Exons: 1
Source: RefSeq, a predicted model, not a curated record
UCACCUCUUCAUCUCAUCACAUCCAUCCUAUUCAACAAAACAUCCAUCCUCUUCAACAAGACACCUUUCUCAACAAACCGCAAAUUUGCACCCUUAUACCAUGAAACAAACUAUCACCACCAGCAUUGCCGUGGCUGUGGGCAUCUUCUCUGCCGCAGCGCAUGCUAUCACCCUCCCGCCACGCCAUGAUCCGCAAUACCCGCCUCUCAUCAAAUGCCUCCAGGAGUCUCACUCCGGCUACCCAAAUGACGGCUCCACGCCCACGUCGCAGGAGAUGCGCAAGUGUGUCGAGAAAAUCAAAUCCAACCAGCACGAUGCCGUCGUCGCUAGGGACGACGAGGAGCUAAUUUGGGAGCCGGAGGAGGGGGACAAUGUCCAGACUCGCGAUAUCAUCGACACGGUGCAGGUGUUGGGCAAGUCGCUUUUCCUGGACAAGAAGGCGACUUUGUGCAGUGAUGGGCUCAAUGACGAAUUCAUGUGGGCGGAGGAUAUGAGAGAAAAGGUGCAGCCCGCCUGCGACAGAAUGAAAGGGAUCAUUGAAGAAUUGCACCUCCGAGAAGACGCUGGUGUUGGUACAGUUAUUGAUAAGCUGACCAAGGGGCACGAUAAGCAAGGCCAUCAGCUCAAGGACAACCGCAAACUCACCGCAACGUACCUGAUUAGUCUCUAUAAGCCCGCAGGUAUUGCGAUGAACGAGAUCAAGGCGCUAUCUUCAGGAAUCUACGACCUCUGCAAUGAUGGCCUCCACCGGUUGUUAUCCAAGGGCGAUGGUUGUACAGCCGACCUCACGUACUAUCGACCAAGCAAGGCGAAACACUACACAGACACGGGAGCGGUUAGCGGUGUGAUUAGGAUAUUCUGGGGCUCGGAGAAUGAACCCGUAGCCGAUCUCUCUGUUAGUUACACGAACGAGGACUAGUGCAGGUGGCUAACCUCUUUCCUUGUUUCAACAAGACUGCUUUUCCUUUGUCCUCUCUAGCGCUGCUCUGCAGCAUUAUGUAUUUUACAC